AUGGCGAUCUUGCCUCGAACAAUCUUCCAAAGCCCGAAGAUCGCCUCUCAGCUCGAAAAGCUUCGAACACAAUUUGAUGUGCCAUUACUCGGUGCAAGCACUGGACCGCACUUCAAAGGUGCAGUUGUUGGCACUCGGAAGAUUGGUACCAAUGUCAAUGCCACUAUGAACGAUAUAUACUCCAUCGGCUCCAACGGCAAGGCUAUGACUUGCACGGUUAUUGCUAUCUUGGUCGAGGAGGGGGUGCUCUCAUGGCAAACAAAAUUAGGAGAUGUUCUCAGGGACUACCCCAUGCUUGACGUCUAUCGAAAUGUGACCGUCGAGCUUCUCACUUCCCACCGCAGUGGUAUAACCGAUUACGCAGCAGAGGUCGACGCGUUUUUCGCGCCCCUAAUCAACGAUACCGCCCCUGUCGGCAGAGUAAAAAUGGCGAAAGAGACUCUCUCAAAGCCAACCAACGGGACCCAAGGCAUCUGGAACUAUUCCAACAUGAACUACGUUCUCGCUGGCCUGAUCAUCGACAUCCUCACUGGCAAACCUGCCGAGGACGCCUUCCAGUCCCGGCUCUUCAAGCCUUUGGGCAUGUCUUCCGCCGGGUUUGGACCCACACCUCAGAGCUCAAUCACGGCCAUCGACAACCCAUGGGGCCAUAUCCAAACCGAUUCCGGACCCGUUGCAGUCGGUGACGGCGAAGAGAACAAAUAUCGCGACCUGCCAUCCAGCAUCAACACCGCAGGUCUCGUACACAUGAAGAUCCAAGACUGGAACAAAUUCCUCACUGCGCAUCUCCGCGCUACGCAGGGGCACACGACAAAGUCCCUCAAGCUCUCGCUUAGAGGCUUCGAAAAGCUGCACACCUCAGCACCUGGCCCAGAGCCCGAAGAGUUCCCCGGCUACGGCUAUACCUACGGUGGCUUCGCCCGUGGAGAGGAUACCUCGAAGCCCGGUAAUUAUAUCUUGACUCACUGCGGAAGUAAUGAUAGGAACUUCGCUUGCCAAGAUACGAUCACGGCAAAUGGGACGAUCUACAUGUCUUUUACGAACAUCGGUCCCCCUAUUGGAGAUACCGCUUCUCAGGCUGUCCUCUCUAAUUUGCGAAAUGGCACAAUUGUACUUUGA
Molecule: messenger RNA, 1119 nt
Organism: Exophiala bonariae
Lineage: Eukaryota; Fungi; Ascomycota; Eurotiomycetes; Chaetothyriales; Herpotrichiellaceae
Exons: 1
Coding region: 1-1119 (372 amino acids)
Source: RefSeq, a predicted model, not a curated record